CGCACUGGUUCAUGUAGAAAUUCGACCUGGCAAGUGUGAUUGAGGUUGUGAAUUGCAGUGGUGCACACUGAAAAGCGAUCAGAUUGUAAUUGCUGCCUUGUUUUUAGACAUUUAUUGUAGAGUUAAUCAUUCCUGGAAAUCUAGCGCACAGGCUAACGACGGUAGACUGUCCCGAUGGCAGCUGUGAGGAGUAUGAACAAAAUGUAUGGAGUAUGUUUCCAUGCUGUUCGCCAGACGGCAGGACUGAAAGCAUCGAGGCUGCUUCAACACAGAGCCUUCAGAGUCGGUGCCAUGCAAGGACAGCAGCCCUUUGACUCAACACUGGAAAAGCCACAGUUCCCUGGAGCCUCAGCCGAGUUUGUGGAUCAUCUUGAGUUUAUCCAGCCCAAUGUCAUCUCUGGGAUCCCAGUGUACCGGGUGAUGGACAGGCAGGGCAACAUCAUCAACCCCUCUCAAGACCCUCAGCUCCCCAAAGAGACAGUUAUCAACUUUUAUCAGAAGAUGACAAUGCUGAACACAAUGGACCGCAUUCUUUAUGAGUCUCAGAGACAGGGUCGGAUCUCCUUCUACAUGACCAACUACGGUGAGGAGGGGACUCAUAUUGGUAGUGCUGCUGCUCUUGACCCAAGUGACUUGGUCUUUGGUCAAUACAGAGAAGCUGGAGUGCUGAUGUACCGAGGUUUUCCUCUGGAAUUGUUCAUGGCUCAGUGCUACGCCAACGCAGAUGACCUCGGCAAGGGUCGUCAGAUGCCUGUCCACUAUGGCUGCAAAGAUCUGAACUUUGUCACCAUCUCCUCUCCUCUGGCCACUCAGAUUCCUCAGGCGGCUGGAGCUGCAUAUGCAGUCAAGAGAGAAAACAUGAACCGCGCAGUGAUCUGUUAUUUUGGAGAGGGAGCAGCCAGCGAAGGGGACGCACACGCCGGCUUCAACUUCUCCGCCACCCUUGAGUGCCCGCUGAUAUUCUUCUGCCGUAACAAUGGUUACGCCAUCUCUACUCCCACCAAUGAGCAGUACAGGGGAGACGGCAUUGCUGCUCGUGGUCCGGGUUAUGGCAUGCUGUCCAUCCGUGUUGAUGGUAAUGAUGUGUUUGCUGUCUACAACGCUACAAAAGAGGCGCGCCGCAGGGCUGUGGCUGAGAACCAGCCCUUCCUCAUUGAAGCAAUGACCUACAGAAUUGGCCACCACAGCACCAGUGACGACAGCUCAGCUUACCGUUCCGUGGACGAGGUGAACUACUGGGAUAAGCAGGACCACCCCAUCUCCCGGCUGAGACAUUACAUGACGGCCCGAGGCUGGUGGAGCGAGGACGACGAGAGGAACUGGCGAAAGCAAUCCCGUAAGACAAUGAUGGAAGCGUUCGAGGGAGCAGAGAGACGCCUUAAGCCGAACCCCGAGCUGCUGUUUACUGACGUGUACCAGGAAAUGACGCCCCAUCUGAGCAAGCAGCUUGAGUCCAUGCGGAGGCACGUGAACCAAUACAAAGAGCACUACCCACUUGACCUGUAUGAGAAAUAACUGCAUUCAAAGGCUGGAACGAGUUGUGAUUUGGUGACCUAAUGUGGGAGUAGAUGACGAUUGAGACUAAACUGUUGCACACCUUUACACCCUUACUGUAUUCAUAAAAAUAUAGUUUUGAUAUGAUGUGUGUCAUUUCACUCUGCACAACUGAGGAAGGAGAAAGAUUGUGCUUUCUAAAAUGUUGUACUUCACAUGCCUCUGGGUUUGGUGCCUUAAGUUAAUAGAUUUACUGUCAGUAGUCAAGGUCCUCUAUAACGGCUAAAUCACAGUUUUGUUUCAUAGUAAUUCCAAGGUCGCCACUUUUUAAAAAUGCAGCAAAAACGGUGCAGUUUAAAUGCGAAACAAAUCUACAAAUCAAGCAAUAAACGGUGGAAGUUUACCCCUGUUGUUUCCUCUCCUGUAACUGUACUCUUUAUUGAUGAUGGUAUUUAACAGGUUUCCUUGGGUAUCAUUGAGGUGACUGACUAACUUUCCUAUUUGAAUUGUUCUUUGGUAUACACACCCAAAUUUUAGAUGGGUAUGUGUGCUGUAGUGCUGUUACACUCUAUUCAAAAUCCCACAACUGUGCACUCGUGUGACAUGUUUUGUGUUUUGUGAAAAAAUAAACAAUAGAGCUUUCA
Molecule: messenger RNA, 2138 nt
Organism: Plectropomus leopardus (leopard coralgrouper)
Lineage: Eukaryota; Metazoa; Chordata; Actinopteri; Perciformes; Serranidae
Gene: bckdha
Product: branched chain keto acid dehydrogenase E1 subunit alpha
Biological process (GO): branched-chain amino acid catabolic process
Cellular component (GO): oxoglutarate dehydrogenase complex
Molecular function (GO): oxidoreductase activity, acting on the aldehyde or oxo group of donors, disulfide as acceptor
Source: RefSeq, a predicted model, not a curated record